Aaosphaeria arxii CBS 175.79 is the source of this 2220-nucleotide messenger RNA. Its product is annotated as glycoside hydrolase family 72 protein. The transcript has 3 exons. The record is from RefSeq and is a predicted model, not a curated record. The coding region runs from base 300 to 2108 and encodes 602 amino acids. Gene Ontology annotation, cellular component: cytoplasm; fungal-type cell wall. Gene Ontology annotation, molecular function: 1,3-beta-glucanosyltransferase activity. Lineage: Eukaryota; Fungi; Ascomycota; Dothideomycetes; Pleosporales. Gene Ontology annotation, biological process: fungal-type cell wall (1->3)-beta-D-glucan biosynthetic process.
CGAUAUCUAAUCUUACCACCUAAACGACCCUUGCGGUCGGCAAAGUCAUGCCAUUUCAAGGGGAGGGUGAUAUUAGCAGCAGCGCGCGCCUUGUUCGUAGUUCUGUCGUUUUGAUCUCGUUGUUCUCGCGUUGCAUUUUCUGAGUCGAUUUCUGUAUUUUGUCUUUCCUACCGUCGACUAUUGCUUAAUUGGUAAAAGCUAUUAGUACUUCCGAAUAGACGAUCUUUGGUUCGGAAGUAUUUGGUACUUGAAGGUGUAUUGUGAGGUUUCUCAAUCGACCACAGUGGAUAAGGGACAUAAUGUGUCAACGUUUCGGUGCCUUUGCGACGGCGCUGCUUGGAUACUUCAUCGGAAGGACUCUCGCAGUACCGACCGUGCAGGUCAAAGGUUCCAAAUUCUUCACGAGUGAAGGAAAACAAUUCUACAUAAAAGGAGUCGCAUAUGCCGAACCUUCUGACUCCGACACAAUGAUCGACCGUUUCAACAGCCUCGUGGACGCCGACGCCUGUGAACGAGACGCCCAAAUCAUAGCAGACCUUGGAGCCAACGUCAUUCGACCAUACUCCGUAGACCCGACGCUAAACCACGACGCAUGCAUGAGCGCCUUCGAGAAGAAAGGCAUCUACGUGAUUGUAGACGUCCCCAGUCCCACAAUAUCGAUCAACAGGCUCACGCCCGAAUGGACGAUCUCGAUGCGGGAUGAGUUCAUGAAGGUGAUUGACGGGUUCUCGAAGUACGAUAAUCUGCUUGCGUUUGUCGCUAGUAAUGAAGUCAUCACCAAUGUGAAUAAUACGAAAGCGGCACCGUAUGUUAGGGCUGCCAUUGCGGAUUUGAAGGCGUACCGCGAUCUCCAGGGAUACCGAAAUAUUCCAAUCGGAUACUCUGACGCGUUCGAUGCAUCUGUCCGCGAGGAGACUCUGAACUACUUCAACUGCGGAGAUCAAGAAUCUGCGGCAGACUUCUUCGCGGCGAACGUGUACACUUGGUGCAAUGACGACGAUACUAUGGCUAAGACUGGCUAUGACAGUCUAUACAAAGAAAUUGAGGGUUAUUCGAUACCCUAUUUCUUCAGCGAAACUGGUUGUAACCAAGGGGGAAGCAGAAGCAAAGGACCCAACAGAUCGUUCAAAGACCAAGCGGCCGUCCUGGGGCGCGAAAUGAACGACCGCCUCUCCGGCAACAUCAUCUAUGAAUAUUUCCAAAACGUGAACAACUACGGAUUGGUCAGUGUAUCAGGAACUAGCGUGAGCAAGUUUUCAGACUAUUCGCGGCUGCAGCAAGCGUGGAAGACGUUGAGUCCAGAUGGAGUGAAAAGCGAGGAUUACAGCCCUACUCUCACCGCAAGGAGUUGUCCCACAUCGAGGUCGGGCUCUUGGGAGGUGAAUGCUAAUGCAGAACUUCCCACUCUUGGGCUGAGUGGUGUUACGACGCCCUCGGCUCCAAGGUACACCAGUACUGUCUACCCCGGGGCUUCGGGGUCAAGUCUAUCUUCGGGGGGCCCUACAGAUUCGAACAAGGAAAACUCACCUGCGACCAAUAAACCGAACAGCUCUCAAGGGGAGUCUUCCGGAUCUUCACCUGGAUUGUCCGUUGGCGCCAUCGCGGGUAUCGUCAUUGGAGUUCUCGUUGUGGUGGGAUUGAUAUUGAGUUUUACACUACUCUGUCUCUGGAGGAAGAGGAAGAUCCGAAAGUUAAAUGAAGGUCUCAAAGCCGCGUCUGGCCCACUGAACCCCGAAUCUGACAAGAUAGCGGUCGCUUCUGAGGACCCCGAUGAACGAAAGACGUCGAGUUAUUACGGAUCGUCUUACGCAGAGCUGGAGCCUCAACACCGAGCUGCUGAGCUGGAUCCUUCCCGCGGGUACGCUGCGCCUCUGCCGGCCAACGAGUUGUCCACACAGGGACCGCUAGGCUAUUCAGAAUUGCCCCCUGGUGGAGAUACGUCACAGGUGUACAUGGCUCCUCCAGUACAAAAUCAGACUCAAACUGCGCCUGAGCCGUCACCGCAUGUACAACGGCAAAGAGAGAUUGAGAUGAAUUGGUUGGAGAGUGAAGAGGCAAGAAUCAGGCAGAGGAGAGAAUUGCUCAGGCAGCAAGGUGGUGGAAACUGAAGUACCGGCCAGUCCUCUGCGAUUAGAAAUGAACAAAUAUUAAUUGAAUACCCUAAAGCCCGGAUCUAUUAAAGUCUUGUGCGUAUUAAUAUGUUAUUUUGAUAGACGUGGG